This is a messenger RNA of Pocillopora verrucosa, 489 nucleotides long. Lineage: Eukaryota; Metazoa; Cnidaria; Anthozoa; Scleractinia; Pocilloporidae. The record is from RefSeq and is a predicted model, not a curated record.
AUGGAGUCGGAGGCGGGAUAUUAUGACAAAGGAGAUAAAUUAAAAGAAGAAAGGAAGAAGGACACAGAGAGUAAAGAUCUUGAAGAUGACGGGAAUGGACUCUCGGAAGACUGUACCAGAAAAAUCGCUUCGAGGAAGGCAACGGAAACAAAAGAUGUGUUGACUUCUCAUUUACGCGAUAUUGGCACAAUAAACAGCGAUGGAUAUGUUGUGGUAAAUAAAGAUGACCUUGCUGGGAUUUCCGAGGAAGAGCAAAUGAACGGCAGAACAAAACAUGGGACGCUUGUGAUGAAAUCUUUAGUGCGAAAUGGCUACCUCUCCUAUAGAGACGAUGAGAUAGUAAUGAACCCGCGAUGGAUACCGCCGGGUGGAUUUCUACCACAUAUAACUGAGCAGCUACAACAUGUGGCAAAAGCUGAAGUGAUAGUCUACCGUAUGGAGGAGACAGGCGCCUUGACCGUUUUAACAAGAGAGGUUUCCAACAUGUAG